AUGGCACGACUGACCGUUCGAGCCCGCAAGACCAGAGCUACAACCCUGUUGCUUCUGGUAGCUUGCAUUGUGAUUCUGCUAAUCGCCACUCACUCAAAGCAUACCAGCGACGGUGAUCUGGACCGACAACCAUCACCAUUUGACGCAACAAAGCAGCUCUCUAGCCGGCUCCUCCCUCGGGUUGACGACGAAGACGAAAAGUGGCUCGGGUUCCCGAAGGAUGAACUGGCAACUCGGACAAGCUCUAGCCUCGGCGCAAAAGGCAAGCUCGCCAAAGAGGGCUGGGCCAUGCUCUGUAGAAUGAGGGAUCCGCCUGGCUCUACAACGAUACCAGCAACUCCAUAUACGGAGUACUCGGACUUGGAGAAGUAUGGCUACGUCGACGAAAUCACCCGUGAUUCCUACUAUCCAGCAGAAGAGGUCGAGGAAGAGCAACUCGCGGCACUUGGCCUCAGCGAAGGACCCAAAAAUUGGAAAGAGUCUCAUGUGAGGCAGAUUGAUUCUACACCUCAGUAUCCUGCAACGGGCGCGACGUAUCAGAAUGUGCUGAAUGUGAAAGAGGGCGCGAUCGUUGCCGUCGACAAUGACGGCCCAGAUUGGUUCAACAAAGAGCACGGCUUGGGCUUGAAACCAGAACAGAUCGUACCUCUCAAGCACUGGAGUGAUAUAAUAUGGUUGGCAUAUGAUCAUCAAGCCAAGAGGGCUCGGAACGCGAACGCCGCGCCACUAGAGCAUGUGAUCAGACACCAGGUCGAGACGCCCGAGGUCCAACGCCAGUUGCAAUUAAUUACGGGAAAGGCCCAUCCUGACGAGCUCGGUGCAUUUCCUGGAGUGUCGUAUGCCGUCGAUUCCGCUCAAGGUAUGGCAGUGUUGGGGACGAUCCAUGGCAAAGGCGUGGCAUGGCUUCUCGCCCAGCAUAAGGACAGCCUAGGAUGGAGAGCGAUUGAUCGUGUCCAUGUCUAUAAUUGCCAUCCACAUCAGCUUCCUUUGUGGUGUGUCUAUCUUCACAUCAGCGAGGUCAGGAGGUAG
Molecule: messenger RNA, 1029 nt
Organism: Cercospora beticola
Lineage: Eukaryota; Fungi; Ascomycota; Dothideomycetes; Mycosphaerellales; Mycosphaerellaceae
Source: RefSeq, a predicted model, not a curated record